AUAAAGAGAGAAAACAGCCCCCACCAUGCACCACCAUAUGAUCAUCAUCAUCAUCAUCAUCACCACCACACCCAAAAGCCUCCUCUUCCCAUCUCACUUUCGCUCCCAAAACCACUCCAACAACGUCUCUAUUUAGAAGCAUAUAGGUAUAUCUUCUUUUCUUAGCCCCUCCUUCAAUAUCCUUCCUUGCUUAUUCGCUUAGCGAUGAGAGUUCCCGUUUCUUCACCACCCCAAGCCACCCUGAAACCCACUCUCUCUAACAACACCGCCGCCGUCUCCGCGGCCACCAACACCGCCCUAAAUAUUUCUCUCAGUAGCCCUUCCCAUAUCAGUCCUGCCUUGUGCUACGAGCCCACCUCCGUUCUCGAGCUCUGCCGGAGCCCUAGCCCUCCCAAGGAUCACUCCACCGUUAUUGAGUCCGUGUCGAAGCCGCCGGAGGACUCCGUGGAGGUGGACGAGCAUGCGUUUCACAGUCUGGAUUGGGAUUCCAUUAUGAAGGACUUGGAUUUGCAUGACAGCUCUUUGAAGAGUAUUCCUCUGCCAAAUCCAUGUGACCCUCAGGUGCCCAUUCUCCCUGAGUUCCCUCCUUCACAGGACCCGCCACUUUUCGAUCAUUCUUCUGAGGAUUUCAGCCUCUCGGAUAUUUACUCCAAUCAGAAUCUGGGAUAUACCGUUAACGGUUUGGAUCAUUUGGUUUAUGAGUACAACCCUAACGGCAAUUGGAGCAAUAACGGUUUUGAUUUGAUCGAAGUGCUUAUCCGUGCGGCCGAUUGCUUUGACUCCAACCAGCUUCAACUCGCCCAGGCUAUACUGGAACGGCUUAAUCAGAGGCUACGAUCUCCCGUCGGAAAGCCUCUCCAGAGAGCCGCGUUUUAUUUCAAAGAAGCCCUCCAAUCUCUUCUCUCCGGGUUAAACCGUACUCCACGUGUUUCCUCGCUUUUGGAAAUCGUGCAGAGCAUCAAAACCUUCAAGGCGUUUUCUGGAAUCUCCCCAAUACCCAUGUUCUCCAUCUUCACCACCAACCAAGCACUCCUCGAAGCUCUUCACGGUUCUUCCUUUGUUCACAUCAUCGACUUCGACAUCGGUCUAGGAAUUCAGUACGCUUCGCUGAUGAAGGAGAUCGCCGAGAAGGCCGAGUCGUGUAAAAUCAACGCGCCCAUGCUCCGAAUCACAGCCCUGGUGCCGGAAGAAUACGCAGCCGAGUGCAAGUUGAUACGAGAGAACCUGAACCAGUUUGCUCUCGAGCUCCGAAUCCGGGUCCAAAUCGAGUUUGUACCCCUGCGAACCUUCGAGACCAUGUCGUUCAAGGCCGUUAAGUUCAUGGACGGAGAGAAGUCGGCCGUUCUACUAUCUCCCACCAUAUUCCGCCGUCUAGGUUCAACUAACAACAUGGCGGCGUUUUUGUCUGACGUUCGAAGGAUUUCCCCCAGCGUGGUUGUAUUUGUAGAUGGUGAAGGGUGGACGGAGGCGUCUGCAACGACGUCGUUUCGCCGGGGGGUGGUGAACAGCCUCGAGUUCUACUCAAUGAUGUUGGAGUCGCUGGAUGCGUCAACGGCGGUGGGGGGAGGAGGCGAUUGGGUUAGAAGAAUCGAGAUGUUUCUGCUGCGUCCGCAGAUCAUGGCGGCGGUGGAAGGAGCCGGAAGGAUGGUAUCGCCAUGGAGGGAGGUGUUUUACGGGGCCGGAAUGAGACCGGUGCAGUUGAGCCAGUUCGCUGAUUUCCAGGCCGAGUGCUUGCUGGCCAAAGUUCAGAUUCGAGGGUUCCAUGUGGCAAAAAGGCAGGCUGAGCUGGUGCUCUGCUGGCACGAGCGGGCAAUGGUUGCCACAUCAGCAUGGCGGUGUUAGAACAUAUGUGAUAGCUUCACAAGGUUAAACGGCACUAGUUUUAUCAAGUAUUAGUUACUAAUUAGGUUAUGGAAAUCAAUUGUGGGGGUGAAUAAUUUUUCCAUGGUGAAAACAAACCUUGAAAAGUACAUAAACAUAUAUAACUUGUAUUUAA
Prosopis cineraria is the source of this 1996-nucleotide messenger RNA. RefSeq names its product scarecrow-like protein 15. Gene Ontology annotation, molecular function: DNA-binding transcription factor activity; sequence-specific DNA binding. The transcript has a single exon. The coding region runs from base 205 to 1842 and encodes 545 amino acids. The record is from RefSeq and is a predicted model, not a curated record. Gene Ontology annotation, biological process: regulation of DNA-templated transcription. Lineage: Eukaryota; Viridiplantae; Streptophyta; Magnoliopsida; Fabales; Fabaceae. Gene Ontology annotation, cellular component: nucleus.